CUCCAAACGGAAGCGAUAUCGUAUAAAGCGCGCCCAACCAACGGUCACACUGGCUGUCGAUAGAUUUACUGUCGAAACGGAACGGAACAGCAAAAACCGAGAUUAACGUUUUGCGAGCUAUUUCUUGGGACACAUUGCGAUUUAUUUAACAUGGAGGUCGACGAGGAAGAGUUCGAGGUGCCCUCCAGCAGCAGCAAGGGCGAGAAAAAACGCUUUGAGGUGAAGAAGGUAAGUGGUCAGCAAAAAAGCUGGGUCAUUGGCAUUGAACGUACUAAUGGUAACACCUACCCGCUUCCUCGAAAACAGUGGAACGCCGUGGCUUUGUGGGCCUGGGACAUCGUGGUGGACAACUGCGCCAUCUGCCGCAACCACAUCAUGGACCUGUGCAUCGAGUGCCAGGCGAACCAGGCGUCCGCCACCAGCGAGGAGUGCACCGUGGCCUGGGGCGUCUGCAACCACGCCUUCCACUUCCACUGCAUCUCUCGCUGGCUAAAGACGCGCCAGGUCUGCCCACUGGACAACCGCGAGUGGGAUUUCCAGAAGUACGGACACUAAAAUGCCUCCCAGGACGCACCAGAUGGAGCAGCACUAUAAGAGCCCUUGCGCCUAGCAUAUCCUUGCCAUCCCGCAAGUCUGAUGAUGGCCUGCUUCAUCUGGAUAUUCAAUCCUUUGUAAUACCCUUUUAGAUCUUAAGCUAGUGGGGCAAAUCGCGUGAACUGGCAACUGGUAACCGGUAAUCAGUAACCAUCCGUUCCGCAGUUACCGAUGCCCGCGUUUCCCCGGGAAGCACACCUUUUUGUAACGCGUGAAAUAAAAGCUGCAACAGAUGGAGAAAACUAGCCAGAA
Molecule: messenger RNA, 846 nt
Organism: Drosophila erecta
Lineage: Eukaryota; Metazoa; Arthropoda; Insecta; Diptera; Drosophilidae
Gene: Roc1a
Product: RING-box protein 1A
Exons: 2
Coding region: 151-555 (134 amino acids)
Biological process (GO): protein ubiquitination; ubiquitin-dependent protein catabolic process
Cellular component (GO): nucleus; cullin-RING ubiquitin ligase complex
Molecular function (GO): ubiquitin protein ligase activity; zinc ion binding; cullin family protein binding
Source: RefSeq, a predicted model, not a curated record